Molecule: messenger RNA, 2475 nt
Organism: Drepanopeziza brunnea f. sp. 'multigermtubi' MB_m1
Lineage: Eukaryota; Fungi; Ascomycota; Leotiomycetes; Helotiales; Drepanopezizaceae
Source: RefSeq, a predicted model, not a curated record
AUGAACUGGACUGGGGGUCGCCUACAACGGCACUCUACCACAACCGAUUCCGCUGCUCAGCGGCAGAGAGAGCACUUUGCAAGAGUCCAGCAGAACCUCCGCAACGGAGGCAUCCCCAACAAGCAGUCUCCUCUCAAAGCCCUCGGCAUUGGCCCCGGGCAUCACCGUCAGCGCCAGCACGGACAGAACAGUACGCCUUAUGCUGCGAGUUCAACCUACGAUAGAAGUCAAUCUAUUCGAAGAGACAACCACAAAUCUACACUCGACUCCGCUCCUCCUCAUCAGAAACAUGAGGCCAAGAAUUAUUCCCGAUUCCACGAGCCACGUCCCUCGGGACCUCCUCUGCAGAUUCAGAUUAAGAGGGAGCAAAACCGCGUUCCAGACGAUGAUCUCUAUAGCGCUACCCCUCCACCGCGUAAAGUGAAGCGAAAACGAGAGGAUUUGGUAUCCCUAUCAGAAUUUGGAAGUGCGGCGGGAGAAAAUCAAGUGGAAGAAUCGCUAUCGGAUAAGAAAAGGAGGAUACUGCGCCAGGGGGAUUGGCUUGGGAUUGCCAUCCAGAGACCCCUACAGCUUGCUUUCGCAUCUCCCAGAGACGAGCAGGAAAUUGGCAAGAGGAGGAAGCUAUCCAACGGUCACAAAGCAAAAUACCGCCCGGCGCAUUCCCGUAUGGUGUCUCCUUUUGCAGCAAGAAAGCAUCCCGACUACAGCCCUCGAAUCGGUGUACAAGAACCGCGAGGUACUUUCCCCUCGAUACCAGAUGUGAGGAUAUCUAUCGGUGGCAGGGCUGUUCAACCUGGAGUCAGUUCGAGCACGGUUCCACGUAGGAAAUACAACCAAUCGCCGGUGGUUAAAAGGAGUUCUCGGGCUACGUCGUCGUCAGAUAUUAUGCUCCUAGACAACGAGAGCAUGCGAGGGUAUCGGCUGGGAAGGGAGUCAAAGAAAGCUUUGACCCAGAUUCCUGAGAGUCCUCGCCCAGGCCGUGGGCAAUCGAGCUAUCAGAGCUACAGGCAAGAUGUGCCACUGGAUGUGUCUGACGAACAAGGCUGGGCCGGUGUAACAGAAGAGUCUCUGGCGAAUUUACAGGGAAUAUUCCAAAGCAAUCAUGCACAGCAUGCCCAGAAAAUCCCACCACAACCAGAAGUCGGUUUCAGCACACAGUUUAGCAAUACGCUUCGCCCUGGAAAAGUAGCCUUCUCAUCGUCCUCUACCUCCAUCCAUCAUCCGGUACCGCAAAGCUCAAAACGAUCCGUUCUCAUCCGCUCAAACUCGUCGCAAUUUACAGCGAGCAAUAUAGCCCAGGUCGGAGUGGGCAGAGCAGUAGUCUCAAAUUCGCAACUUCUUGAAAACGAGAUUUGGCGAACUUGGAUUGCGCCAGAGGAUAGCGAUGAUCAACCUGGUGAGAUAGAAUCCCGCGAUUCUCCUUCCGGUGAUGGGUAUAUUAGUCCAGGCAUGAGUCUUCCUCCUCCUCGACCCCCAAGCAUGUCUAUUCCUGCUGAAGAUGCGUACUCGUCCGAGCUCGAAGAACCAUACACGGGAGAAGUGGAGGAAAAGGAAGCGGAAGACGAACUGCAGAAGUAUUACUGCGAAGGUACUUCGGCCUGUGAGGGGGUGGAGGAUAAUCAGUCUGAGCACUCGCACCAUGAGGAGUUAUUCGGUCAACCGCUGGUGGAAGGCGAGCCAGAGCUUCCCGCACGUAACGCUACAGACGAAGGGGUGACCUGUUUUAUUCAAGGCCUACAAACUACGCCGCUAAAAAUUCCUAGAGGGCCAAGUAUGCAACCACCUCUGCGUCUUGUGGAGGAGGACAAAUCCAUAGAUGUCAAUGAAGCCUGGAGAAAAUUUGUACUUGGAAGCAGCAGUGACGAGAUUGAAGCACCUGGCUUUGUGAUGGAUGCCAAUACAGCUUCUUCGGAACAAGAUCCCAUUGGAUCUUCACUAGUCGCUCAUGCAGCUACAGAACGUAUCACAGGCGUACAAGCGAGUGAUCAGUCUCCCAGCGGCGCGAGUCCUGGCCGACCUUCCAUUUCCUCGGGGUUUCCAGUCACCGAUAACAGCUCAUUCCUUCGAAAUCCGAGUCCUUGGGACUCAAAUCUAGGAAGCACCUCAACUCAUCGCUUUGCAAGUACGGAUGAAGGUGCCGCUGUCGAUGCUGCCAAUGCAUCAGCCAGAAACCUCAGCUCAGAGAUGGCUCCUUCUUCCAGAGCUGUAGAAGAGUCAUCUGCAGCGUCAAGAUCAGUCUCCAGCACUGCCAAGGCUCCAACGAGAAAAUUCAUAUUCACCAAGCCCAGACCGUUCAUCGGACGCAACUCUCGUACGGAUGUGGAAGUCGACGAUGAAUUUGUUCAUAUUGGGCGAGGACUCAGAGGCGGAGAAGAAGUUGUUGGUUCGAAGACGAAGGAGAACUGGCUGAGAGAUAUUCAUAGUAUUGUGGCCUCAGAUGAGCGAGAUGAGUUGAAAUCUAUUGAAGAAGAUUGA